Messenger RNA from Pangasianodon hypophthalmus (striped catfish), 2125 nucleotides. RefSeq names its product transmembrane protein 30Aa (gene cdc50aa). The transcript has 7 exons. Gene Ontology annotation, cellular component: endoplasmic reticulum; plasma membrane; Golgi apparatus. Lineage: Eukaryota; Metazoa; Chordata; Actinopteri; Siluriformes; Pangasiidae. The record is from RefSeq and is a predicted model, not a curated record. The coding region runs from base 216 to 1322 and encodes 368 amino acids. Gene Ontology annotation, biological process: phospholipid translocation.
AAAUCACUUCCUUAUUUACUGCGUCGUACAGCUUUAAGGAAAAGCAGUCCCCUUUGCCGGUAAAGUUAUUUCAUGGUGCUAGCAUUUAGCUAUAGUCAUUCCGCAGGCAUUAAAAUCCAUAUAACAACUCUCACAGUUAGUAAAAGGUCAUUUAUUUUCAGUUGCUGUGCGUUUAGCCAGCUAACCAGACAUUGUUACUAAGAUCAGAAGCAGCCAUGAUGGCGUCCGGUUACAACGCGAAGGAAGAGGACGGCCACCGCUCAGGGUCCGCAGCUGCAGGUGGGCCGAGUGCUGAGAAGAGUAAGAAACCGGAUAACACGGCUUUUAAACAGCAGCGCCUUCCAGCCUGGCAGCCCGUCCUUACAGCCGGUACCGUGCUGCCUGCUUUCUUCAUCAUCGGCCUCCUCUUCAUCCCGAUUGGCAUCGGGCUCUUCGUCACAUCCAACACUGUCAAAGAGAUCGAGAUCGAUUACACUGGUGCUGAAAAGAGCAGUCCAUGUUUCAGCUGCACACAGCCCUUCGGAUUGAACCACUCAUGCAAAUGCUCUGUCCCUUUCACGCUCCACGAGUCAUUCGAGGGCAAUGUGUUCAUGUACUACGGACUAUCCAACUUUUACCAAAAUCACAGACGUUAUGUCAAGUCAAGAGAUGACAGGCAGCUAAAUGGAAACAUAUACGCCUUAACUAAUCCCAGCAAAGAGUGUGCACCAUACAACUCAAAUAACAACUUACCCAUAGCGCCAUGUGGUGCUAUUGCCAACAGUCUUUUUAAUGACACAUUUGAGCUGUUUUACCUCCAAGACAAUUGGAAUAAAACUCUUAUUCCUCUUGUGAAGAAGGGCAUUGCUUGGUGGACUGACAAGUUUGUUAAAUUCAGGAACCCUGCAGGAGAUAACCUCACAGCAGCAUUUCAAGGUACUGCUCCACCUAUCAACUGGCACAGGCCUGUCUAUGAGCUCGAUCCCACUGACCCUGACAACAAUGGUUUCAUCAAUGAGGACUUCAUAGUGUGGAUGAGAACAGCUGCUCUCCCCACCUUCAGGAAGUUGUACCGCAUCAUCCAGAAGAAUAGGGACAGCCUGACUCCAACACUUCCUCGUGGGAACUACACACUGGAAAUUACUUACAACUACCCGGUACUUAGUUUUGACGGCCGCAAACGCAUGGUCCUCAGCACCAUCACCUGGAUGGGUGGGAAGAACCCAUUCCUGGGCAUUGCUUACAUCACUGUGGGUUCUAUCUGCUUCGUCCUGGGUCUGGUGCUUCUGGUUAUUCACUAUAAAUAUGGCAACCGCAACAACAAUGCUGACAUCCCCAACUAGAGUCUCAAGACUACUUUGACUGAUUUUUGGACCUGCUUAUUGCCAUGUGAUUUAUGAGUAUUUGUCACACUGUUGCACAAAGUUCUUUUGCCAGUUGCCUUUUGCUGUUAUCUCAUACAAGAUUUUCAUCCUGUGUGCAUACACAAUGUCCAAAAGGACAUCUCAGUUCAUUGUUCUAUCACUGAUAUUUUUGUGUCUGUGCUCUGUGUUUUGAGUAUUUAUGUAUUGUAAGUGAAGGGCAUGUUUCAGUAAUGUUUGUCAGUAAUGUUCUUUUCAGAUUUUAAAUAAUAUAUUAUGCACUAGUUGAGCACUAGUGUUACCAGAUCUCAAGGUUCCUUCACACUGCAAAACGGAGCUGAGGCAUUUGUAGUAGAUAAUAUAAAUCAGCACGGUGCAGUGGUAAUGAAUUCAUGAGAGGAAACAUUAAAAUUGGUUUCCAAUUAAUUUUCCGUUAUUUUGCCAGUUAUUUCAGAAUUUAAAGACUGCUAUAGAACAUGUGCAUCUACUAAAGAUGCAUAAAUUAAAUUCAUGAAGCUUACAUGAGUGCACAAACUAUUAUCCUAACCCUGAAGGAGUCUUAUAAAGUAAUUUAUGUGUGAGUCAGUGUCAAGUUGUGCAUCAUCUGGGAAGCAUGUGUGUUUGUAAAUGUUAUGUCUUGCAUUGUUAAGCAUUUAAACAUUAUUGCUUAGUUUAAGAAACAGAGUGCUGCUUAGACCUUCUGACUAUGCUGUACCUCUCUCCACUUUGACCAAAGAUAUGCUGUAGACUCACCGGCUGUCUGCAAAUAAAUCUAUUAUAUUUUA